GGCGGCUUAUUUGAACUUCUCCUCACUCUCCCGAGGGAAUAUCCGUUCAAGCCCCCUAAGCUAUCCUUUAAAACUCGCAUCUAUCACCCCAACAUAACUUUUGACGACAAAGGUAGCAUGUGUAUUGGAAUCCUGAAGCCAGACAUUUGGAAACCAUCCUCACAAAUCAUUAAUGUCCUGAUAGCCACCCAACAGCUUCUAGUAGAGCCACUGCCAGAUGACGCGAUAGAAACAGAGGUAGCGGAAAAGUAUAAGCACGAUCGCAAGGCAUUUGAAGCAGAGGCAACGAAGUAUACGCAAAAAUAUGCAGCAAAUUAA
Blumeria graminis f. sp. triticale is the source of this 318-nucleotide messenger RNA. Lineage: Eukaryota; Fungi; Ascomycota; Leotiomycetes; Helotiales; Erysiphaceae. The record is from the annotation of a GenBank genome assembly.